Messenger RNA from Diachasmimorpha longicaudata, 1723 nucleotides. RefSeq lists its product as uncharacterized. Bases 11 to 1471 code for a protein of 486 amino acids. The transcript is spliced from 2 exons. The record is from RefSeq and is a predicted model, not a curated record. Lineage: Eukaryota; Metazoa; Arthropoda; Insecta; Hymenoptera; Braconidae.
UAUUCCAAUUAUGGAGUCUGGAGUUACUCUGGGGUGCUGCUUGAAUGAUCUCCCAAAAUAUUUGAAGUUGAUGAAUACUGAAUUUCGAUUAGCUGGGAUUAUUGUCUCCUCAUCUGGUCACCAUACGAACUACUGCUGGCAAGUCAAUAAAACCUGGGAAUUUUGCAAUAAUCUCGGAAAAAGUAUUGAAGCAGCUGCUCCAAAGACUCGGAUCACUCCCAGUGCUGCCAUUUACGUGAAAAUUUUAACUCCAGGCAAUCGUCACGAUUUAAAACAAAACGGACUGGCUACAGGAGAUCAACUCCCCUUAAACGAGACUGUACCACCUACUCCCAUUCUUUCCCCGACCCCUUCACUAACGAGAAGUCCUCAGCCAUCGAAGGAUCAGGAUCUUGAGUUGAAAUCCGAAGUUACACUCCAAGAGUCUGUGUUAGACGAUAAUCUCUUCACGUCGGCUCCGCCCAUGAAUACUGAGGACUUCCGAUCCAAAGUAAGGGAUCCAGACACAUACUCUUACGAUAAUUGGCGUAAUCUGGGAGACUCUGAGGGGUUUUGGGUUGAUGCUACCGAUGAAUCGACGCUGAAUGGAGAAACCCUCCCUGGAAAUAUCAAUGACAGUCUGAGUAGGCCUACAAAUCCUAUCUUACAUGCUGGUCACAUAAUGUUUGCCGUGGAAAUUGAUGGAAACUUCCUCCAUGUCAUGAACACUACUGCUCUAGACUCAAUCAUCCAUAUUAUAUUAUACAGGGCUAGGGAUGACCCAAAUUACAUGGAUUCGAUCCACCCAUGUGCGUCAAAAUUACUUCGAUUUAUAAUUUCUUUAAUGAAUCGGGAUUUUGAUAUGAAUGUUUAUAUAGAGAAAGGAGCUUUGCUAGUUGAACUGUUCCCUGAGAGACUGAAACAAAGAAUGGAAAAUGGCGAUGUCGUUCGUACAUUGGAUUUAAAUGAUUCAGUGAACAAUCUGUGGGGAUAUUUGUUUGGUAAUGAUCCUAGUGUCUUCAAACUGUUCAAUUGUGCACAAUGCGGCGAGUAUGCAGUCGAUGUCCCUAUUAUAAAUAUCGACAGUAAUUUGAUUUUUCGGAAAGGUUUGACUGUUCUUCAAGAAGCCCUUCAAUUCUACCCAAAUUUGACCAAAGUUCCGUGCUGUAACGCAAAAUGUAAACGUCUUUGCACAGUAACGUGUACUGCGAAUUUGAAUAUUUACAUCGAUUUGGAGUUGAGCAUGCGAGGUCGUCUACAAAAAACAGUGCAAUCCAAACUAGGCGAUAUACCAAUGCAUUUAAAUCUUGGGAUGACAUACAGAAUUGCUGGAGUAAUUGCUCAUUCCGAUGAUGGAUUUAUGGCGUAUUGUCUCCGGGAAAGUCCAUCAAACAGUUGGUGGGAAAUGUAUGACAGUGGACUUGGCCAAGUACAAUCGGCUGGACCUAGUAAUAUUAUUAAACCGCACGGAGCAAUUUAUGUAGUGCAAUAAACAUUCUUCUAAAAAAUACUGUUUUUCUCCUUUCUCCUAAUUCCCAAAAUGUAAGAAUUGUAGGAUUCAAGCUGAACUGCAAAACGAACUAAAAUAAAAAUGAGCUAAUUGGCGUAACGUUGAUGACUCGUAUUGUAAAACAGAUGAGUCUUAUUUUAUAGAUUUAUAAACUCAUUUCUAGAAUGUAGGGACAAUGUCGGAACUGAAUAAAAUGAAAUUAAAUUCCAUUAAAAAUCGUCAUCAAAUUUAUUG